Macroventuria anomochaeta is the source of this 825-nucleotide messenger RNA. RefSeq lists its product as uncharacterized. Bases 1 to 825 code for a protein of 274 amino acids. Lineage: Eukaryota; Fungi; Ascomycota; Dothideomycetes; Pleosporales; Didymellaceae. The transcript has 2 exons. The record is from RefSeq and is a predicted model, not a curated record.
AUGAACAACCUCACUUUUCUCGACGAGGAGCUUGCCAACGGGUACGGUGCCAGCGAUGCGACUCUGAAGGCAGUCCUCCCUGGCGGCAGAGUUGUCCACAUCUCAGACAACAUCAGUCCAUUCAAGUUCCUGGAUACCUGUCCGCUCAUGUACCACGCCUUCGAGUACAACUCUCAAAGUCGGCUACAAGCAAGCAUCGAAGCUUCCUCCGAAACCGCCGUCAUAUCGCUUGCCAGAUACUGCUACACCGGCAGCUAUCUUGCAGGCGAGCUAGAUGGUGAAAGCAUCUUGCUCCUGGAACAUGCUGAGACGUAUAAGAUCGCCGAGGACUUUGAUGUACCAGAACUACAGAUUAUGGCGCAUGGCAACUUCUCUUGCCAGAUCGAGUACGCGUGUUGCUUGCCGAAGCCUCCAAAAGAUCUUCUCGACACAGUUCGGUUCAUCUAUAGACACUUCGCCAGUGAUGAAGCACGCCGAAAGCACAACCUCGUCGACACGUUGCUCAAUUACUGUGUAGCGGUCUAUCUUUACCACAAACUCGGGGAGAGUCUGGACUUCCUGACGGCUGUUCAUGAGAUCCCAUCUUUCCGUCAAGACCUUUGCCGAACGAACAUUGCACGAAAUUUUGAAGAUGACUAUUCAAGCAUCGCCGCCGACACCGCAAGUGAGGACGAGGGGUUUGCUAUGGUGCACCGGUCCCAGGCGGCUGCAGGUGCGACUCCACACAGUCCAAUGUCGAGCCCUGAGCUUGUACCUACGGCAUCGAUCGCUCAGACCAUGGUCGACGAGAAGGCUGCCAGUGAUGAUGAUUGGGACAUGCUAUAA